AUGCUACCCGAAGGAAGCACGAGGGAUGGGAUACCGACAGGUUGCCCGAGCCUAGAUGGAGGAAGUCGAGAGGGAGAGGUCGGCUCCAAACCACAAACCUUCUUGAACAUCCGACAGUUGGGGAGAGGGCAGAUCAGGAUUGCCGUCAGCAUGUUUCAGCAAAUGCAACUUGGAUUGGGCAAAGAUCCACAGUAG
This is a messenger RNA of Opisthorchis viverrini, 195 nucleotides long. RefSeq lists its product as hypothetical. Lineage: Eukaryota; Metazoa; Platyhelminthes; Trematoda; Opisthorchiida; Opisthorchiidae. The transcript is spliced from 2 exons. The record is from RefSeq and is a predicted model, not a curated record. The annotation marks the transcript as partial.